AUGAUUGGGAGUCUUAGGUAUUUGACUCAUACUCGACCUGAUUUUGUGUUUAGUGUCAAACUUCUGAGCAGAUUUAUGGAGCAUUCGACAUUUGAACACAUGCUAGUAGUGAACAGAGUCCUCAAGUACAUUAAGGGGACAUUGAACUAUGGACUUGUUUACGAUAAAGGUCAAGAUGUAGUAAAAUUAAUUGACUACACCGACAAUGAUUUUGCUGGAGAUGUAGAAGAAGAUCAGAGGAGUACCACAGGCCAAGUGUUCUACUUCAGGUCCAUGGCAAUUAGUUGGAGCUCAAAGAAGUAA
Molecule: messenger RNA, 303 nt
Organism: Spirodela intermedia
Lineage: Eukaryota; Viridiplantae; Streptophyta; Magnoliopsida; Alismatales; Araceae
Source: the annotation of a GenBank genome assembly